Molecule: messenger RNA, 1305 nt
Organism: Meleagris gallopavo (turkey)
Lineage: Eukaryota; Metazoa; Chordata; Aves; Galliformes; Phasianidae
Source: RefSeq, a predicted model, not a curated record
AUGGAGACAACCCCUCUUGUGUCAGAACUGCUGCUGCCCGGAGAAACUCCUGGUUCAAACACACUCAAGGACGGCGGCGGGGAGCCGGAAGCGGUGCGCAGCUUCGAGUGCUGGAAGAAGAAGUACAACCGGCGCACCAGGCGGCUGCGGCUGCAGCGCAAGGAGCGGGAGCGGCCCGAAUGGCAGGUGGAGCGGGACGGCAUCGGGCGCCUGGUGCAGCGAUACCCGCAGAUAAAUGCAGAUGAAAUACAGAGAUUUUCAGAUUUUCCAUUGUCAAAGAAAACCCUGAAAGGACUGCAGGAAGCUCAGUAUCGCAUGGUGACUGAGAUACAGAGGCAAACCAUAGGUUUGGCUUUACAAGGUAAAGAUGUACUUGGAGCUGCCAAGACUGGAUCGGGGAAAACCUUGGCUUUUAUUGUACCGGCUUUGGAACUCCUCUACCGCCUUCAGUGGACUUCAGCGGAUGGAUUGGGAGUUUUGAUCAUAUCCCCCACCCGGGAGCUGGCCUUUCAGACUUUUAAGGUGCUGCGUAAAGUGGGAAAGAAUCACGACUUCUCAGCUGGCCUUAUCAUUGGAGGAAAGGAUCUGAAAGAAGAGUCUGAGAGAAUCCACCACAUAAAUAUGCUCAUUUGUACUCCAGGACGGCUUCUACAGCACAUGGAUGAAACCUCUUAUUUCUAUGCAUCUGAUCUGCAAAUGCUGAUUCUUGAUGAAGCUGAUAGAAUUCUCGACAUGGGUUUUGCUGAUACAAUGAAUGCAAUCAUAGAAAAUUUGCCUAAGAAACGGCAGACCUUGCUUUUUUCUGCAACGCAAACAAAAUCAGUGAAGGAUCUUGCACGGUUGAGUUUAAAAGAUCCGGAAUACGUUUGGGUUCAUGAGAAAGCCAAAUUCAGUACCCCAGCAACUUUGGAUCAGAACUAUAUUGUUUGUGAGCUUCAACACAAAAUAAAUGUGUUAUACUCUUUCCUGAGAAGUCACUUGAAAAAGAAGAGCAUUGUGUUUUUUGCAAGCUGUAAAGAGGUCCAGUAUCUAUUCAGAGUGUUUUGUAAGCUCCAACCCGGUCUUCCUGUACUGGCACUGCAUGGCAAACAGCAACAGAUGAAGAGGAUGGAAGUCUACACAUGCUUUGUUCGGAAGAAGGCGGCAGUACUUUUUGCUACAGAUAUUGCAGCACGUGGCCUGGAUUUUCCAGCAGUGAACUGGGUCAUUCAGUUUGAUUGUCCAGAAGAUGCAAACACAUACAUCCAUCGAGUGGGAAGAACAGCCAGGUUCAUAUUCAUUUCUCAUUAAUAUUUUAAUGUUUAA